This is a messenger RNA of Vigna unguiculata (cowpea), 1549 nucleotides long. Its product is annotated as phosphoribosylglycinamide formyltransferase, chloroplastic-like. Gene Ontology annotation, cellular component: cytoplasm; chloroplast. NCBI's taxonomy places the organism in Eukaryota, Viridiplantae, Streptophyta, Magnoliopsida, Fabales, Fabaceae. Gene Ontology annotation, biological process: 'de novo' IMP biosynthetic process. Gene Ontology annotation, molecular function: phosphoribosylglycinamide formyltransferase activity. The record is from RefSeq and is a predicted model, not a curated record.
GUCUCUUCGAAGUAGUAAAAAACUGCUAACAAAAAUAUUCUCUCGUCUUUCGUCUGCACACAAUAGUUAAAACCCAGUCGAUUUGUAGUAUUAGUCGAGAUCGGAAGUUACCACCCGCCAUCAACGCCGCCCCGGCGAAGCUCUCCGCCGCCGCUCCAUCAUUCCGUUUCCGGCGUGUCCUUAUCGGAGGAGGAGUGCGCACUGUCACUCGUCUCGGCCCCUUCCGCUCUACCACGUGGAAAGGCAAAGUUCUUGAUACAUAGAGCUGUCGUGAAGAUUGUAAUUUUGUUGUUUCAUUCGACCCCAAUCAGCUUUGCCUGUUCCUGACCUCAACUUUUCAACCUCGCCAACAGUAUCAACUACUAUAAUAGAUUUCUGUUUACAUUUAGUUUUUCCAUGGAAGCUCAACGGAUUAUUUCCAUAUUUUGUCCAAAAUCAUCACUAACUCCAUCAAUUCCAAUGGUGAAGCAACCGUUCUCUUUAAAUUUCGCUCCUCUAGACUCUUUAUCGUCAUACCCUUUUCUCCGGUCUCAGACCUUUGGCUUCCCUACUGAAGCUUUACAUGCUACCAGCUUUGUGCACAAAGAAGUCUAUUCUAGUUCUUGGAGAAUAUUGGGUAGUAAGAGUAGUAGUACUGUAGAACUAGAGGAGGACCGUGGGGUGAGGGCUCGGGUCACAGUGAGAAGGAAAAAGCUAGCAGUUUUCGUGUCUGGCGGAGGAUCCAACUUUAGAUCAAUUCACGAGGCCUCUAAAAGGGGGUCUCUUCAUGGAGAUGUUACUGUAUUGGUCACAGAUAAAAGUGAGUGUGGAGGUGCAGAGUAUGCAAAAAAUAAUGGUAUCCCAGUUAUAUUGUUCCCUAAAGCAAAGGAUGAACCUAAACGAUUAUCUCCAAGUGACCUUGUUGAUACACUAAGGAAAUUUGAGGUAGAUUUUGUUCUUUUAGCUGGAUACCUCAAACUGAUACCAGUGGAAUUGAUCCGAGCUUAUGAAAGAUCUAUAUUCAACAUUCAUCCAUCACUUCUUCCAGCUUUUGGAGGCAAGGGCUACUAUGGCAUGAAGGUUCAUAAAGCAGUAAUUGCUUCUGGAGCAAGGUUUUCAGGUCCUACCAUUCAUUUUGUUGACGAACACUAUGACACAGGGCGUAUCCUUGCACAGCGUGUGGUCCCUGUGCUUGCUAAUGAUACUGCAGAAGAGUUGGCUGCAAGGGUUCUCAAAGAGGAGCAUCAAUUAUAUGUUGAGGUGGUGGAGGCUUUAUGUGAAGAUCGUAUCAUUUGGAGGGAAGAUGGUGUUCCUCUCAUCCAAAGCAGAGAAAACCCCAAUGAGUUUCACUGAUUAUCAUUUAUAUUGUAUAUGAUACUCUUUUACAUUUCUUUGAGUGCUGUAAAAGGUUUUUGUAUGCUUAAUCUUUGAGGAGGCUGAGCAUUUUGAUCCUGCUCAACAAUUUUCUGUUUGGAUCUUUGCCGGCUGAUAUUGGCCAAUGCUACACACUACAGAGAGUUCGUUUGGAACAGAACUAUUUGACAGGGUCAAUACCAAAUGGUUUUCUGCA